Caenorhabditis briggsae is the source of this 990-nucleotide messenger RNA. The record is from RefSeq and is a predicted model, not a curated record. The transcript is spliced from 11 exons. NCBI's taxonomy places the organism in Eukaryota, Metazoa, Nematoda, Chromadorea, Rhabditida, Rhabditidae. The coding region runs from base 1 to 990 and encodes 329 amino acids.
AUGCAUCAUCAUGUGGAAAUAACGUCGUCGAUGGCUUCUUCAGAUUCUCCACGAGUCCCGCUUAUCGACCUACCACAGCCAUUUGACACUAAAAUAUCGAGAGACCGCUUCAAACUAGUAUACAAUGGAAAUCGCGAGCUUUUGAGCAUUCUAAAACCGUGUGAAAUCACUGAAAAGCAUGUCGAUGUAACAUGUCAUCACUGUCCAGGAUCACCGAAAUUCGCCACUGUUUGGGAGACGAUGCAACACGUGUUCAAUGAAAUUCAUGCUCAGAAUAUCAAUUACAUUGGAACAUCGAAGGAUUUUUUUCACUAUAAGCUACUACUGAAACGAGUUCUGGUCAAACAGCCAUUGCCAGGUAAAACAACUGUACUUGAAAAUGGAGAAACUGGCAAGUACUGUCGCGGACCAACGAAUCGACAAAUCCUUUUCAUUCAAAGUUUGAGAGUCAGAGAAGAUGUCAAGUUUUUCGAGAAACCUAUGAAGUGCUUACUGUGUCAACUGGAUAUGUCGAACUUCUCAAUUUUAGAUGUUGCACGUCACGCAUUUUCAAUCAAACAUCUUGAAAAAGCUCUGAGUCGUUGCAACAUGUUUUUCGUUGAGGAAUUCGAGUGGUGGAUGGAAAAACUGAAGACGUCGUCGAAUUUGAUACCUUCUGAACCAUCAGAAUCUGCAGAAUACUACGUCGGUGGAUUAAAAACAAUUAUUGGGAACAGAUAUAUUCCAGUUUUCGAAAAACUCACCGAGAAAGAAUUGAAUUUGAUUUCAAAUGUGGAUGAGCAGAAGGUUCGAGAAAAUGAGGAAGUUUUGUUGAGACGGUUCGGCGGAUGCAUCUACUGUGACUUAUGGAUUCCGACACCAACUGAUAUCUUCCCUCAUUUCUUUUCUGAGCAACAUUUUGAGAAGGUCCGUGAGCAUCAUCCAGUGAAGCAGUUUGAUGUGGACGAUGUGAUGAGUCUUGUGAAAUUGUGCCAGAAAUCGGAUUGUUGA